UCAGAGAGAGCUAGCGAGCGAGACACAUCUCCAUAUAUAUAUAUACACAUUCGCUCGAGGUAGGUAUGGUGAUGGUGACGGCGGCAGCGGCGAGGAGGCGGCCGAGCCUGGGGCGGCAGAAGAUCGAGAUCCGGCGCAUCGAGAGCGAGGAGGCACGGCAGGUGUGCUUCUCCAAGCGCCGUGCGGGCUUCUUCAAGAAGGCCAGCGAGCUGUCCAUCCUGUGCAGCGCCGACGUGGCGGCCGUCGUCUUCUCCCCCGCCGGCAAGGCCUACUCCUUCGGCCACCCGUCGGUGGAGUUCCUCCUGGACCGCUUCCUCUCGUCGUCGUUGCCCGCGACGGCCGGGAAGGAGGAGGGGUCGUCGGUCUCGGUGGUGGCGGAGCUCAACAGGCAGUACGGCGAGCUGCGCGCGAUGGUGGACGCCCACAAGGCGCGCCGGGAGAGGGCGGAGAAGACGAUGGAGAAGCAGCGGCAGCGGCAGCCCGCGGCGUGGAUGGAUCCGGAGGCGGAGGUGGGUCGCAUGGCGCCGGAGGAGCUGAUGGCCUUAGGGACGAAGCUGGUGGCCGUGCAAGGUGGCGUGGCGGCGCGCGCGGACCAGAUGCUGCGUGACGCGCUGCUUCUUGGCCGGAGGCCGAACACCACCACCACCACCACCACCAGGGCGCCGCCCGGCUUCUUCCACCUGCACCCGCACUUCUGAAACCGAUCCAGAUCGAUCAUCUCCAUGCACCACACCAUUGAUCGUAGCAUCUCCGAUUAUACCUUUAUUUAAUAUAUUUAGUAUAAGUUCAUGCAUCCAUGCAUGCAUAUAUAAUGCAUUGAUCGUACCAUCGUUGUAUCCUAGUUUAAAGUUGUUUAAUUUUGCUUCCAUCGCAUUCGCAUC
Oryza sativa Japonica Group (Japanese rice) is the source of this 881-nucleotide messenger RNA. RefSeq names its product agamous-like MADS-box protein AGL29. NCBI's taxonomy places the organism in Eukaryota, Viridiplantae, Streptophyta, Magnoliopsida, Poales, Poaceae. The record is from RefSeq and is a predicted model, not a curated record. Gene Ontology annotation, molecular function: RNA polymerase II cis-regulatory region sequence-specific DNA binding; protein dimerization activity; DNA-binding transcription factor activity, RNA polymerase II-specific. Gene Ontology annotation, biological process: positive regulation of transcription by RNA polymerase II.